CUAAUGAAAUUGAUAAAUAUAUGAGACAACCUGAAAUAAGUCUUAAAAAGACCCCUGCAACAUCCACCCAAGUGAAUGUUUAUUCAGUGAUGCCGAAAUAUCAAUCAUAUUCAAAAUAUUCAUCCUGA
Molecule: messenger RNA, 128 nt
Organism: Racocetra persica
Lineage: Eukaryota; Fungi; Glomeromycota; Glomeromycetes; Diversisporales; Gigasporaceae
Source: the annotation of a GenBank genome assembly